AGAAGGCACUCCAUUCUGGCUUUCGAGAAUACAGUUCUGUGAUACACUUGCCCUGAGAUCAUGUCUCUGCGACUUUCCAGUGGAUCCAGGAGAUCCUACGCCCGGCCCAGCACAGGAUCACUCAGGGGCACCAGCUUCGGAGCUGGGAAUGCGUGUGGUGUGCCAGGCAUUGGAAGUGGUUUCUCCUGCGCCUUUGGAGGCAGCUCCUCAGGAGGAAAUACAGGGGUGGGCAGCUCCUGUGCUGGCUUCACUGUGAAUGAGGGGGGCCUCCUCUCUGGCAAUGAGAAGGUAACCAUGCAGAAUCUCAACGACCGCCUGGCCUCCUACCUGGAUAAUGUACAAGCUCUUCAGGAGGCCAACGCUGACCUGGAGCAGAAGAUCAAGGGCUGGUAUGAGAAAUUUGGGCCUGGCUCCUGCAGAGGUCUGGAUCACGACUACAGUAGAUAUUUCCCAAUCAUCGAUGAUCUUAAAAACCAGAUCAUCGCUUCUACCACCAGCAAUGCUAACGCUGUUCUGCAGAUUGACAAUGCCAGGCUGACGGCUGACGAUUUCAGACUCAAGUAUGAAAAUGAGCUGGCUCUCCACCAGAGUGUAGAGGCCGAUGUCAACGGGCUGCGCAGAGUCCUUGACGAAAUAACCCUGUGCAGAACAGACCUGGAGAUCCAGUUCGAAACCCUGAGUGAAGAGCUGACUUACCUCAAAAAGAACCACAAAGAGGAAAUGCAAGUUCUGCAGUGUGCGGCCGGAGGCAACGUGAACGUGGAGAUGAACGCCGCCCCCGGGGUGGACCUCACCGUCCUGCUCAACAACAUGCGAGCUGAGUACGAGGCCCUGGCUGAGCAGAACCGCAGGGACGCCGAGGCCUGGUUCCAAGAAAAGAGCGCUUCGCUGCAGCAGCAGAUCACCGAGGACGUGGGAGCCACAACCUCAGCCCGGAACGAGCUGACUGAAAUGAAGCGCACGCUGCAGACCCUGGAAAUUGAACUUCAGUCUCUCUUAGCCACGAAACACUCUCUGGAGUGCUCGCUGACGGAGACCGAGGGUAACUACUGCACGCAGCUGGCACAGAUCCAGGCUCAGAUUGGCGCCCUGGAGGAACAGCUGCACCAGGUCAGGACCGAGACCGAGGGGCAGAAGCUGGAGUAUGAGCAGCUCCUGAACGUCAAGGCCCACCUGGAGAAGGAAAUUGAGACCUACUGCCUCCUCAUAGGAGGGGAUGAGGGGGCUUGUAAGUCUGCAAGUUACAAGUCCAAGGAUUAUGGAUCUGGAAAUGCCGGAAGUCAGAUCAAAGAUUCAGCCAAAGCCAUAGUGGUUAAGAAAGUUCUUGAGGAAGUAGACCAGCGCAGCAAAAUACUCACCACUAGGCUCCACUCCCUGGAAGAGAAAUCUCAAAGCAACUAACAGAACAUACCAAAAGCCCACAAGAAGAAAAGACAUCAUAUGUGUCUAGGAAAAUGAGCAAAUCUAAGAAAAAAAAGUCUGUCCUGUUGUCUUUCUGUCCUUUCUCUUUCUUGGCAAUCAGCAAAAGAAGUCCCCAUCCACCUGGAAAGAUGUCACAUACAAAAAUGAUGACUCAACUGAUUACCCCACAGCAACCUUUGCCUUCAAUAAACCUUCCUUGAGCAA
Molecule: messenger RNA, 1626 nt
Organism: Nannospalax galili (Upper Galilee mountains blind mole rat)
Lineage: Eukaryota; Metazoa; Chordata; Mammalia; Rodentia; Spalacidae
Gene: Krt25
Product: keratin 25
Exons: 8
Coding region: 61-1401 (446 amino acids)
Biological process (GO): hair follicle morphogenesis; intermediate filament organization
Molecular function (GO): structural molecule activity
Source: RefSeq, a predicted model, not a curated record